AUGGCCCAUAAUGCUGCAGGCGCAGCUGACCUGCAGGCACGUCACGAUCAAUGGAAACGUCGAGGGGCGGAUGUUGAACUACUGACCGGGUCUAAAUGCCAAGAGUACUGUGGCACGGAUCAAAUUUCAUCGGCUUUGUUGGAUCGUCGCGCUGGCACCAUCAAUCCUAUGGGUUACACCACUGGGUUGGCCCAAUCCGUUGAGCAACUUGGUGGUCGAGUGUUCCAGAACUCUGCUGUCACUCAUUUGGAAAAGCAGAGCAGUGCAUGGUUGGUGAAGACCGCUAAUGGCGUUGUUGUCGCGGACAAAAUAGUGAUAUCGACAGGCGCAUAUACUGAAGGUGACUGGUCUGAGCUGCAGAAAAACUAUUUCCGUGGCUAUUACUACCAGGUGGCCUCGAAACCUCUAGAGGGCCCUGAAGCUGAUAACGUGCUGAGGCAUGGUCAAGGCUCCUGGGACACCCGAUUAUUGCACCGAGCUCUGGGGCAAUACGUCAAUGAUGACGAGAUAAACCAAAUUGUGCAGUUUGCUGAUCAGUUUUAUAGCUUUGCGGCGUUGGAGGAACUGAAGGAACGUCGAAUAUCUGAUCUGGCGGGAGCAACAAUUUCUUCAUGGCGGAUGCUCAUGCAGCAUGACGCCAAGACUCAAGCAGUCCGGGCAUAUAACCCGGAUUUCGAGCGGCAUGGUUGGCAGUCACCGCAUACUGUAGUAGAGAUGGUUUGUCCUCAAACUCCAUUUCUAAUUAACUCAAUUCGAAUGGAAUUGAAUAACCGUGGAUACAAUAUUCACACUCUGCAGACCGCUGUAUUUUGUCUCGAGCUUGAUAAAACCGGAAAAGCGGUGGGGCUAUCCACCCAGCCCUCUGAUGUCUGCGGCUCAUCCAAAACUGUAGUUGCUUUUUUCGAGAUUGAUCGUUGUUCAAGUUCAAGUGAACUCCGAUUGAUCGAAGCCGCAUUGGUAGAAGUGCUUGAAGAGGUUAGGCUUGUAGAUGCUGAUCUCGUACCUAUGAAGGCCAAGAUCAACGAACUUCGUGGUUCUCUGGGAAGGUUCGACCCAAACGCUCAAGCCUCAGAGGUCUUUUUCUAUUCUCAUGGGCAAAGCGUGCGCGAUAUACCAUGUAUCCGCUUGAAGGUUGCACAGGUCGAAGAGCGCUCAGGUUAUGGUGCUGAGAGCCAUUUGGGGCAGGAGCUUGCAAGAAUCCUUGAAGCACUACCUAGAGACGAUUUGUAUCAGAGCACCGUGGACGAGCUGCUUCCUACUGUCAUUUCCAUCGCGCAGAUUCAAGAGCGCUUCAAAGUUCGUGCUUUUUUCGAACUGAUCCAUAUGACCGUUUUUUCUAUUGCC
Mesorhabditis spiculigera is the source of this 1344-nucleotide messenger RNA. Lineage: Eukaryota; Metazoa; Nematoda; Chromadorea; Rhabditida; Rhabditidae. The record is from the annotation of a GenBank genome assembly.